AUGCCCAUUCCAGCAGCUGGAGGGAUUGGGGGACCGUCCACCCUUGACAAGUUCAAGAUGGGCGCAAUGAUGGGAGGCACCGUCGGUGUUAUCAUUGGCUUUAUUUUCGGAUCUGUCAACAUCAUGCGAUACGGUGCAGGGCCAAAUGGAGUGAUGAGAUCGCUAGGACAGUAUAUGGCUGGAUCUGGAGCUACCUUUGGUUUCUUCAUGGCUAUUGGCAGCACAAUUCGAACAGAUUCUACUUCACAGCAGGCAAUGGAAGCCUUCGCUCGAGCCCAACGUCGCCCAAUCGUUAUGCCACGGCAGCCAUAUCGACCAUCGAAGCAGUGA
Molecule: messenger RNA, 330 nt
Organism: Glarea lozoyensis ATCC 20868
Lineage: Eukaryota; Fungi; Ascomycota; Leotiomycetes; Helotiales; Helotiaceae
Exons: 5
Coding region: 1-330 (109 amino acids)
Biological process (GO): protein import into mitochondrial matrix; protein insertion into mitochondrial inner membrane
Cellular component (GO): TIM23 mitochondrial import inner membrane translocase complex
Source: RefSeq, a predicted model, not a curated record